UCUCCCAUAAUUCAUUGCGCGAAUCUGUUCACUGACAUGACAAUUCCGGUUUCUUGGUGUAUCUUUCCUUGAAAGGUUCUUCGGUGAUAAACACGUGGGGAGUUUUAACACAUUGCUACCUCGCUAAAGAUUUGGAUCUAAACCAAACAGGAUGACGAGUGAGAACCUGGAGCGGCUGUUGAUCCAGUUUCAGGACGAGAAUGGGGAGGUUCUGGAUUCACCUUUUGAUGUGCCUCUGGACAUCACCCCGGACAAACUACAGCUCGUCUGCAAUGCACUGCUACAGAAGGAGGAGCCAGUGCCACUGGCAUUUUUUGUGCAAGAGUCAGAGGUGGUGUCCAGUCUGCGGUCGUGUGUGAAGGCUCUUGGGGUCGAGACAGAGCAGGUUCUGCCAGUGGUGUACCAGCCUCAGGCUGUGUUCAGGGUCCGAGCUGUCGCCCGCUGUACCAGCACACUACAGGGACACACAGAAGCUGUCAUCUCAACUGCUUUCAGCCCCACCGGCAAAUAUCUUGCCAGCGGUUCAGGUGAUACCACAGUGCGUUUUUGGGACUUGACGACUGAGACACCUCACCACACUGCCCGAGGACACACACAUUGGGUACUGAGCAUCGCCUGGUCACCUGAUGGCAAGAAGCUGGCUUCAGGAUGCAAGAACAGUCAGAUCUGUCUGUGGGAUCCAGUGACAGGUACACAGAUGGGGAAGACUUUGACAGGACACACCAAGUGGAUCACUUGGCUCUGCUGGGAACCUCUCCAUCUUAACCCAGAGUGUCGGUACUUGGCCAGUACCUCUAAGGACGGUUCAGUGCGUAUUUGGGACACUGUGUUGGGACGCUGUGAGAAGAUCCUGACUGGUCACACUCAGUCAGUCACCUGUGUGAAGUGGGGAGGAGAUGGACUUCUCUACACUUCUUCCCAGGACAGAACAGUCAAAGUCUGGAGAGCCAAAGAUGGUGUCCAGUGCAGGACUCUGCAGGGUCACGCCCACUGGGUGAACACCCUGGCUCUCAGCACAGACUAUGUCCUGCGCACUGGAGCUUUUGAACCCGCAACUGCCACUGUCAACCCCCAGGACCUUACUGGAUCAUUGGAAGAGCUGAAGGAGAAAGCUUUGCAGAGAUAUAAUAAAGUUAGGGGUCCAGCUCCAGAGCGCUUGGUGUCUGGCUCAGAUGAUUUCACCUUGUUCCUGUGGAACCCUGCAGAAGACAAGAAGCCUCUGGCCAGGAUGACCGGCCACAGCGCUCUGGUCAAUGAAGUGCUCUUCUCCCCAGACACCAGGUUUCUCGCCUCCGCCUCAUUCGAUAAGUCCAUAAAAAUCUGGGAUGGACGCACUGGAAAGUACUUAAUGUCCCUGCGUGGCCAUGUGGCAUCUGUGUAUCAAGUGGCGUGGUCGGCAGACAGCAGGCUGCUGGUCAGUGGCAGCAGCGACAGCACGCUUAAAGUUUGGGACAUAAAGACUGGGAAGCUUAACAUGGAUCUACCUGGCCACGCUGAUGAGGUUUAUGCAGUGGACUGGAGUCCUGACGGACAAAGAGUGGCCAGCGGCGGGAAAGAUAAAUGUCUCAGAAUAUGGAGAAGAUAGGCACACCUCUGUUCCCCUUCCUACCUUUGGCAGAAGAUUUCAUCUUCAUCUUCAAGAAGCCUGACAGCUGGAGCAAGGGUGGCUAGGCUUUACCUAAUCCCCCCUUUGGCUUUAUUAUACUGUCUGUCAACAAUGGCAUUGUUUCAAGGAACUCUACGUCCAGUCAUAAUGCAAAUGCCCUCUCCAGGUUUGAAACCCAUGUGGGAAUAUUAACGAUGUAAUACUGUAAAGGUGUAUAGCUGAGUGGGAAUGUAAAAAUUCCAUCCAUUGAGAUCAUGGCAAGUAGAAGCUACACUGUAAAAUGUGUCAGUGUCAGCAUCUCAAAUCUGAACACGAAAGAUUUGCCAUCAAUGUACAUGUUGUUUUGUACAGGGGCCCUUACAUGUAAAGAACUUACUCCUAAGUUUAAAUCCUUAUUAUAGUGCUAUGCCCAUAUGCAGAAACCACAAACAAGGUUGUGUAUUUAAAAGUGAAUACAUAACCUAAUGCUUCAAUUUCCGAAUACAGAAUAUAUUAAAGAAAUGAAAUGAGAUGCAUACAUUGAGAUAUUAAAAAAAGGAUUUAACAAGCAGAUAAGGAAAACUAAUGUAUUUCUCAGCAGCAUGUGUGUCGCCUCCUUCACCUUAAGCCUCACUACACAAACUAUGUACUGUAGGUGACAGGUGGACUGGCGGGGCAACAGGUGGGAGCGCUAAUACCUUCCUCUGUGAUGUUAAUGCCGACAGCGCUCGCCCUGCUCCUCCAGCCUUUAAUCUCCUCUGUCCUGCCAUCAGCAAAGCGUCAGCCUGCUGAUUUUUCCAGCACUGCUGCGAAGCAAGGUGUCACCAGCUCUGAACUCUCUGGCGCUCAUCCCACGGAGGAAAAACCAGGUUCACCAUUCCAGUUAAAAUAACCUGUUUUAUUUUCUGUGUGUAACUGGCUUUAUGAAUAUUUAAUAUGAAUAAAUAUUUGCAUCACAACUUUAA
Siniperca chuatsi (mandarin fish) is the source of this 2550-nucleotide messenger RNA. It is a transcript of the gene nle1, whose product is annotated as notchless homolog 1 (Drosophila). Gene Ontology annotation, biological process: Notch signaling pathway; ribosomal large subunit assembly. The record is from RefSeq and is a predicted model, not a curated record. The transcript is spliced from 13 exons. Gene Ontology annotation, molecular function: protein binding. NCBI's taxonomy places the organism in Eukaryota, Metazoa, Chordata, Actinopteri, Centrarchiformes, Sinipercidae. Gene Ontology annotation, cellular component: nucleolus. The coding region runs from base 152 to 1585 and encodes 477 amino acids.